AACUGGUACUUUUUUUUUUUUUUUUCCCCUUCUUUUUUUCCCCCUGCUUUUGCAAAGGGGAUUUACAGCAGCAGAUUUACUCAGGAAUUAGCAACACCAACGAUCCAAGAGCUUGAUUUAUGAAGAGAGACUGGAAGAGCCAAAUAUGUGAAUUAAUUAUUACUAGAAUAAGUCCUACCAUCUUAUCCUGGCUGGCUCCUGUUGAGAGCUGUGGGGGAAUUUGCAUGAUAUAGGAGAAGUAACAGUGCCUAGAGACCCUCUGAUUCCUUGUCAUUAUCAAGACUUUCUGUGCAGAGGACUAUAUAUCAACCGGUCCUUGCCCCAAGGAUGUUGCAGCCUAAAUUAGACUCUGUACUUACAGGCAUGGAAAGAAACAAGGGGGAGUUUAGUGCAUGUAGGCAAUGGGAGGGGAACAUUUGUUGUGUGUAGGAAUCCAACAGGGGUGAGGGGUUCUUUGGUGUGCAGGACAUCCCUGCGCCUGAAUGCAUGGCUGUAUGCACACUACAAGAUUAGGAAGAAAUUCGAAAGCUGGGAAUGAGAAGUGCUCCCAGAUUGAGAGCUGUUAAGACUGGGUACAAGGUCUCCAGCUCCUCCCUGUGCCACCUUAUGGGAUGUUUAGGUCCAGUCUGGGCAGAACUCCUCAAAUACAGAUAUGAGAAAAGAUCUGCAUAAGCCUCCUCCAUUGCUGUAAACUGCAGUUCAUGAAGCUCGGACGCUUUCCUCUCUGCCCUGAUUAAGUUCAUCCACACGUUAUUUCUGAGCAAGCUGAAAACUUAACCUGGGGACCUGUUCUUCUUGCCCUUGAAGAGAAGUAGUCCUUGAAGUGACAUUUGUUGCUGGCCACACAGUCUUUCUGCCAUGGGUCAGAGCUUCCCGGGGGGAAAUGCUCUCCGUCUUCCCACUCUGGGAGAGGAUGGGCUGGGUAACCCAGCUGUUUUUCCUUGUCUAAAAGUAGAUCCACUGGAGCAAGGAGUCUGUGCACGAGAAGGCUCUCAGCAGGCAUCUUGGAUAAGCAUUUGCAGGCAGUGCAAGAAUGUUGCAGUCUGCAAACUUUUUAAUUCCUUGGGAUUUGCAUUGCCCACCUGCUCUUCAAAGGCCAAAGGCCAGGUCUUGUGUCAGAGGCAUGUGGAGAGCAGAGACUCAUGGUGGUGAGGGAUGCAGAAGUUUCACUUUUCCUUCUAUUCUUUAAAGUCCACUUGCAAAUCUUCCCUCGUCCCCAUCCUGAUGGCUCUGCAUACAGAGGGAGCAGCAAGAGGUUAGGGAGCAAGGAAACACCACUUUCCAGGGAACAGACUCAGAUGCUGUUAAAGUCAGGCAUUGCACUCUGCCUGCCAAGGAGCUGGGAACCUGGCUCCCAACACCACGGUCCUGCGCUCAGCAAGGUAACAUCUCCGGGGACUGCAGACCAGGCAUGUGCAGGGCAGCUGGCAGCCUUCAGAGGAUGAUGAUGGGGCCAUAUCUGCAUCUCAGAAGUAGGUCUUCAUAUUGGCUCCUGUUGCAUGGGUAGGCAGCAUGGAGGAAGGUCAUGAACUGGGGCUGUAGACAGCAGGUGCUUUGGGUCUCCAGAGCCAUCAUGCAGCACUUUUCACUUGCAGAGAGUCACUUUGCUGCUGGCAAUCUUCAGAGCACAGCUGGUGGCAGGGAGCAGCUCGCAACCAAAACCGGUGCCGGUGGGGCAGCCCACACCGCAGUGCCCCAGGCCCUGCACUCGCUGUCCUCCCCCAGCCCAGCCCUCCCUCAGUGGGGAACCGUGCUGGAUCCAGCCACAAAAGCAAUGGAGAGCUAGGGUGGGGUUGAGAGCAAGUGGGUUAAUCAAACAAAUCACAGCAAGAGUGGGCCAAAUCUGGGCUCAUUUAUCCUGGUGUCAGUGCGGAGCAGGUCCCCUGUCUCUGUGGCAUUUGCUGCAUUUACAACGGUGUUAAUGAAAGCCAAAGCAGUCUGCUGAAUGUAAGCAUUUUACUUAAUAAAAUCCCUUUGAGCCAAACACUUUGGCUUCACCUUCAGUAGCUGGCAGAUGUCUGCAGAUCUUAUUAUUCUGGUUACCAAGUGCAGAGCUAGUUUGGUUAGAAACUCGUGUGAAGUGGUACAUCAAACAUUGGCACUGGCCCAGCGACAGCAGAACGAGAGCACAGUGCAGAGCUCCUGCCCAGUGCCUGUGCUGGGCUGGGUCGCUUAGAACAAGAAAAGGGCCAUCUGCCUUAUGGAAAUCACCUAUUUAACACUCCAAAUAUUUAAUCUAAACAAAAAGAAAACAUUGAUUCAAUGCCUAGCUGCUCUGUGGCAAAAGGAGAGGAGUGGAGGAACAGGAUGGCUGCUCCAGAGGGGGACUUUCAAGCUGAGGUUGCAGCAGAGCGUGAAUAUGAGAUGCGAAGGUGGGAGCUGGAGGAAAGCAGAGAUGCCUCCUCCCCGCCUCGGCACCCGCGGUGUACGGCUCAGUCUGCGCCUCGACACAGCCACCCAGGGCCAGUUUGCACCUACUGGUUCCUCUCUCCCUCCUUCGCUCUCACACUCUCUCUCUGCCUUUAUUCUGCCGGUUGUCACGAUGGUACCUGCAUGGGAAGCGCACUGAAACAGCUCAGCCUCUGUCGAACUUUGUUAGGUCUGGCAAAGCGAUUUUAACUCCGAAGAAAGAUCUGCCCAGUUAAACGGUCCAGCUGAAGAAGUUAACCUGAAUGAAGGUCCCUGAGGGUCCGUUGGUGACAAGCUCUGUGUGUGACCCAGCAUUGGGACGCAGGUCUUGGCCUGUCUCCAACGACACGAGGCCAGAGAGAGUGAAUGACCCGGGAGCGCGGGGGGUGGAUCCGCCGGGCUGAUCCGCACACGAUAGUGGGGGUGAAUUAUACAACAUUCUUUUGAAAUACCUGAGCUGAGUGACAGCAGAAACCUCCUUUUCCUCCCGCCCGUGUGCUUUGCAAGCCCGGCUCAACACCAGAGGCAUGAAAAGGAGGGAAAGCCGGGUGCGCGGCGGCAGGGUAAGGCAGAGCUCAGCCGGGGGGAGAGCAUCGCGGCACGGCAGCGCCCAGCACCGCUCCCCGCGGUCCAGGUGCCCUCCUGCCUCGGGCACCACCUCCUUCAGCCGCGGAGCAGCCUUCGCGUGGUGUCGGUAGCCGGGAGGAACCCCCCUCCGAGCCAAGACCGAGAUGAACCACACCAGGCCUCGCUAUGUCAUCGAACGUCCUGCAUAUUCGGUCAGCCUCUUCGACGAAGAGUUUGAGAAGAAAAGCAGAAGUUAUCCAGUUGGGGAAAAAUUGAAGAACCUUUUCAGAUGUUCAGCUUCCAGAUUCAAACUCAUCCUCUUCAGCCUGUUCCCAAUUCUUGCAUGGCUUCCCAAGUACAAAAUUAAGGACUAUGUUUUGCCUGAUGUUCUUGGUGGCCUCAGUGCGGGGACGAUUCAGGUGCCACAAGGGAUGGCCUUCGCACUGCUGGCCAAUCUGCCUCCCGUCAAUGGGCUCUACUCCUCCUUCUUCCCCUUGAUAACAUACUUCUUCCUUGGCGGCAUCCAUCAGAUGGUCCCAGGUACUUUUGCAGUCAUCAGCAUUAUUGUUGGGAACGUCUGCAACGAGCUGGCUCCAGAGUCGGACUUCCAGUACUUUAACCAGACCACCAACGAAAUCAGUGUGAACACCACAGCUCUAGAAGCAGCUAGACUGGAGAUCUCUGCCACGCUAGCCUGCCUGACAGCCAUCAUACAACUGUGCCUGGGAUUCGUGCAGUUUGGCUUUGUUGCUAUCUACCUCUCAGAGUCUUUCAUCAGGGGCUUCAUGACAGCAGCAGGGUUGCAGAUCCUCAUCUCCGUGCUCAAGUACGUCUUCGGCUUGACAGUCUCAUCUUACACCGGGCCCUUAGCUAUCGUCUAUACAUUCAUUGACAUUUGUAAAGGUCUUCCCAAGACCAAUGUGGCCUCCCUCAUCUAUGCCUUGGUCAGCGCUGUGCUCCUGAUCAUUGUUAAGGAGCUCAACCUGAAGUACAUGAAAAAGAUCCGGAUGCCCAUCCCCAUGGAGAUCAUCAUCGUCAUUGUUGCAACUGCAAUCUCUGGCAGCUUUAACAUGCCCGACAAGUACAACAUGCCGAUAGUCGGGAAGAUCAGCAUGGGCUUCCCAGCCCCAACCCUGCCCCUGGUGAACAAGUGGAAGGACAUGAUAGGCACAGCUUUCUCACUCGCCAUCGUGGGCUACGUGAUCAACUUAGCGAUGGGGAGAACUCUGGCAGCCAAGCACGGCUACGACGUGGACCCCAACCAGGAAAUGCUGGCCCUGGGCUGCAGCAACUUCUUUGGAUCCUUCUUCAAAAUCCACGUGAUCUGCUGCGCUCUCUCCGUCACUCUCGCUGUGGAUGGGGCAGGAGGGAAAUCACAAGUGGCAAGUUUCUGUGUGGCCCUGGUGGUUAUGGUGACCAUGUUGGCUCUGGGGACCUACCUCGAACCCCUCCCAAAGUCUGUCCUGGGAGCACUCAUUGCAGUGAACCUGAAGAACUCCCUCAAGCAGCUGGCGGAUCCCUUCUACCUGUGGAAGAAGAGCAAGUUGGACUGUCUGGUGUGGCUAGUGAGCUUCCUGUCCGCUUUCUUCCUGAGCCUGCCCUACGGAGUCGCCGUGGGCGUGGGAUUUUCCGUGCUGGUAGUGGUUUUCCAUACCCAGUUCCGUAAUGGUUCUGCCCUGGGCCAAGUAACUUCCACUGACAUCUACAAGAACCCAAAGGCCUACAACAAGGUACAUGAACUUAAUGGGAUUAAAAUUGUGACCUACUGCUCCCCACUGUACUUUGCCAACUCAGAGAUAUUCCGGGAGAAGAUUAUAGCCAAGACCGGGGUGGAUCCCAGUAAAGUGUACUUAGCCAGGAAGAAAUUUGUGAAACGGCAGAAGAAGGGAACUGCACAACCACCAACAAACCUAACUAAAUUCCUACUGAGGGAGAACAAGACCUUGUCUUUGCAAGAGCUCCAGAAAGAUUUUGAAAGCACCUCUCCAACAGAUACCAAUAACAACCAGACAACUGCUAAUGGUGCCAGCAUCUCUUACGUCACAUUCUGCCCUCCUGCUAACGGUGCUGGGCCCGUGCACACCUCCAGCGAGCUGGGCAGCACCACCAGUCUCCAAGCAAGCACCUUCAGCGUCAUGCCUGCAGCAGAUGUCGACCCUAUGACAACAGCACCGCCCUAUGUCAGCUUCCACACCAUCAUCCUCGACAUGAGCGGGGUGUGCUUCGUGGAUCUCAUGGGCACAAAAGCACUGGGCAAGUUGUGUUCCAGUUAUCAGAAGAUUGGGAUUAAAGUGUUCUUGGCAAACGUGCACGCCCAGGUGUACAACGACAUCAGCACAGGUGGAGUCUUUGAGGAAGGAGGCCUGGACCGAAGUCACAUCUUCUUGACCAUCCAUGAUGCUGUGUUGUUUGCACUGGCAAAUAUCAAAGAAGUUGUCCACCCUCCCAUCUCAGAAGAGAGGUCGAAUCAGACGGAGCUCUCCAUCUAUGACGAGUCUGUGGAUGAAAACAGUGCAGAGUUCAAGAACUUGGAGGAGGAGAUGUUUGGAAGCAUGUUCCACUCAGAGGCGCAGACAGCUCUGUGAGCGCGCGGGGAGCGUCAGAGCGCUGGCAAGCCCUUCAGAUCAGAGUCCCGUCUCCCACCCCUUCACGAAGAACUGCACUCCUACCCGGGGAUGCAAUCAGUUUGCAAAGGAAGGGGCCAUCACACCUCUUGAACUGAUACCUUCUUCCCUCCUGCUUGCUCAGCUUCUGGUAUUCAGAGCAAUGAACUCUGGAGCAGGCAACAGAAAACUACAGAAGCAGGAACUCAGGAAAUGCCGUCCCAUUAAUUACAAAUGAGAAGCGAGUUCAUUUGAUGGCAGGUGCCUUAAUGACUGGAAUGAUGAGUCAUUAUUGCCAACCAAGUGCCCUCCUUUGUCUCACUCCAGAACACAAUUGCACUCUCUGACCCAUAUAGGCAUUACAUAACUUGGGCAUCUCUCCUCUUUCUUUUUUUAUUCCCUCUUUUCCUGAUGAAGUGAAAUAUGAGGAAAUACUAUGAGCCCUUCAUGAGCAUAAGUAACUCUUGCAAGGUACAAUGAUGCAGCUUUGUAAGAUAAUGUUGUUUUACCAAGUGCACUGACGUUCAGGGAGUCUGCAUGGUAAGUGCAAACCCUUGAAUUUCUCGGUUUCUGUGUAGCACCACCUCUGCCUUUUCUGUGGCCCCAUGAUUCCCCUGCACUGCUCCCUCUGUGACCCACAGUCCCAGGACCACUGCCUCAAACCAGUGCUGUAUUUCUGACACCCUGAAGAUCUUGGUACACUGUCUCAGUAGGGCUGCUUUCUGCAUUAUGGGUUCUUUUUUUGUCUGUGUGUGCUAACAGGACUAUUUUGUAAUCAGAACUAAGAAUUCCUUGUUACUGUGUUAUACGCACAGAUGGGCCUGCUUAUAGAAUUAGGGUCCAGUUCAACCCCUCUGAAGUAUUUUAGGGAUCUGUCUACUGACUGGACUAGGUUUCAGAUAAGGCUUUUAGACUGCAGAUGUCGUGAAAGCAGUAAUUCCAGAGGUGCUCUGACCCUCUGCCCAUUUUCUUUUUGACUGGAAUGACUAAAAGAUUCAGUUCAGAACAUGGACGAGUGUUUUGGGGAGAUCUGUUUUUUCCAAAUCAUUUUGAUCACAAGCAGCAAAUUGAAGGAGAGCGAAGAGAGCCCCUUCUGCACGCUUUUCAUGAUGUCAUAGAUCCAGAGCAGUAAAACUGAAAUGUAAGGGGUUUGGGGAUUUUUUUUUGUUUGUUUUUUUACCUUUCCUGAAACCAGGGAAUGGCCCCAGUGUCACCCUGUGCUACGUAGGGCUUCUGAUAAAUGGCUUUUAAAUGGUCACCUAUUCGGCAAAAGAAACCUCUUUUAUAUUGUGUGAUCUUUCCAUAACGAUUUUCUACUGUGUUUGAUGAUUUUCAUUAAAAUCCACCACAGACUGAUGCUACAAGGAUCGUCUACCUCUCAGGCAAACCAGCUUGACUCACUAACGCACACACAGACAGAUGAGAUCUUAACCAUUUCUUAAAAUCUAGCAUUCUUUUAUAUAUGAGUGAUAUUAAUAACAGCUGCUAUUUUAGUUUUCUUUUCCAGUGCCUUCCCUUCUUACCCAGUGCUAAUGCUAUGACAGUUAUGACAAGAUGACAAUAUAAAGCCUGAAAAAAAAUCAAGCAUAAGCCAAGGGUUAAAGGGUCCCUUCUUCAGUGCAUUUCAACCUCAAACAUGGGUUUUAUGAAAAUAAGGCUAUUAAAAAGGUUUGGACGAAGACAAAUACUGCUAUGUCUUCAACUGCAAUGAAAACAACUCUUUCUGUUUUAAUUUUAAAUCCUCUUACAAAGUAUUUCCAGCACUGUCAUACAAUGCAAGAGCAAACAAAACUGAACAGUAACAGAAGUAAAACUUGACAGUUUGUUUUCUUUCCAUGAGUGAAAAAAGAGUGGCCUUAAUAAUAAAAGUAAAUUAUAUUUUUAAAGGUUAUUUCUAUUUUAAUAAUCUAAGAUAUUAAAUAUAUUAACAAGCUUUAAUAUACACUUUUGAAGUAUAUAAAUAUUAUCAAGCUUAUACACAUUGCUGGAAGGCCCUUUCAGGAGAGAAAGUGGAGUUUCCCUAGAGCUCCCAGAUGUCUCAUUUUUAAGGAAAACAGAGCUUUAUGAACUAUUAUAGAUAGACAGCCAUUCCAGGCAAUAAAAUGAGGGCCCUGCCAGUUUGGUUUUGUGUAACACCUCAUUAAUUAAGUCACCACUUCUCUACCUCAGUUUCCGAUUAUGUGGUGCAAGAGAGGGUAAUUAAAUCAAUGGAAGUUAGUUUCCAAAAGGAAAACUAAACUAACUAAACUAAAUUUAGCCCACUAACUAAAGGUUAUUUUUUAUUUUGGUCUUAGUGAGACAGCAGUGAUUUUUCCAGGACUGUCCUUUGUUCCCUAAACUAAAAUCAAGAUGUUAAUUUUCUUAAAUUAUCUUUGAGGCUGAUUACUCAUGGGCUUUCACUUUACUGCCUGAGCAAUUCUUUUACUUGCCGGUUUGAAAAUAACAACAAAGAAAUUGGUGCAAUGAAACAAGCAAUUAUUUCACAGUUCCUAAUCAAUAUUUCUGUAUCUCUGAGGUGGUGUCACUUUAAAUGAGGAAAAUUCCAAUUUCCAGUGCUUCAUUCAGGGUGAAUCAUAGGAGACUUACUGCACAGUCUCAAGGGCCUGACAGACCAAAUGCAGGAAGCCUCAAAGCGACAGACCAUGUAUAAAAAUUAGAUUGUAUUUCUUGAAGUUCCUACAAGCGUAAUGGAUGGGAUGUCAAGAGAGAUGGCUUGAAAGUAGCAGCCCCAACUGUAUGCUCUGCAAUUUUGAUGACCCAGGAUGAAGGAUACUUCACUUCUGUAGCCAAGGGCUAAGCCUGGCAAUAAAUGUAACAUCAAUGGACAGAUGGUAUUGCUGGAGGCGCAGGUACCAGUGAGAAACAGAAAUUUUAGAACUAACCUUGACAAUCCCACAUCUUCAAAGGUCACAUUCACCAGUCUGGAAAAUAAAUGAAGCAAAAUAAAUCAAAGGAAAUAGCCAUGAUUUGCACUUGUCUUUCAAAGGCUCAGUGUGGCCAACUCAAAGUCUUUAUUUCCAGGUGCCUGGACAAGACAAUUAGGGAAGCUCAAACUUACGCUAGGGUAAAAAUGUUAAAUUUCCAUUACCCUUUUAUUGCUCUUAAAGUAACAGUGAUAUUGAUGUGUAACGGCUCUGAAGCCUUACUUGAUAACUGCAUGAUGCAUAACCAGCUCAAAAUGUUUGUAAUUUAUUUAAUUUAAUAUUGGUUUGGUUCUUUUUUGAUAAUAAAGAAUGUGUGAACAAUCA
Messenger RNA from Dromaius novaehollandiae (emu), 8827 nucleotides. It is a transcript of the gene SLC26A9, whose product is annotated as solute carrier family 26 member 9. The transcript is spliced from 21 exons. The coding region runs from base 3141 to 5561 and encodes 806 amino acids. The record is from RefSeq and is a predicted model, not a curated record. NCBI's taxonomy places the organism in Eukaryota, Metazoa, Chordata, Aves, Casuariiformes, Dromaiidae. Gene Ontology annotation, biological process: transmembrane transport. Gene Ontology annotation, molecular function: chloride transmembrane transporter activity; bicarbonate transmembrane transporter activity; sulfate transmembrane transporter activity. Gene Ontology annotation, cellular component: plasma membrane.